Aplysia californica (California sea hare) is the source of this 3178-nucleotide messenger RNA. RefSeq names its product muscarinic acetylcholine receptor gar-3. Gene Ontology annotation, molecular function: G protein-coupled receptor activity. Gene Ontology annotation, cellular component: membrane. Lineage: Eukaryota; Metazoa; Mollusca; Gastropoda; Aplysiida; Aplysiidae. The record is from RefSeq and is a predicted model, not a curated record. Gene Ontology annotation, biological process: G protein-coupled receptor signaling pathway.
AAACGUUAAUGUCUGAUAUAGUUUUUGCUUACUUCUUCAACUAAAUGUAGAAUGGACAUAUAAUUGACGAACAUUGAAACCUCAAAGGCAAACAAAAUCUCGACACUGAACGGGAUAAAAACCCAACCCAACCUGUACUGCCAUUAUGAAAUAGAACAGGGAACCACUUUGUUUAUUCAACAUUCUUCUUUGUGAGCAGUGUAAAUCGCUAUCAACUUGUUUUCGAAAAGUCUAAGGGACUCUGAUGACUGAUACUUGAUUUUGGAUCAAACAUUCGAUAGUGAACAGAAUUUGUACUUUGAGGAGUAACUUAUCACACAGUUGUCACCAAAUUUUGAGUACUUGCAGUACAAACACUUUUAUUCUGCAACGGCGUUGUCAUUCUUUUUACAACGUUGAGAACCAAAACCAACAUAACUUUUGUAACUCAACAUCGACAUUUAACUUCAGAAAUUGAGCUUUCGAAACGUUCGAAUCUGCAUUCGAAAUCGAAUCUGCAUUCUAAAUCGUCGUUCAACUUCAAAGAUCUGUCGCAACUGCUCCGCAACGACUUGUUCAAGGAUGGACAAUACCACAGACAACUUCUCUUCCAAUAUCGUUCCGACAGAGCCGACAAAAGAUCCGACGUCUCUCCCCGAUUUUGUCGGCGAAUCCGUGCCAGAACCUGUUCGGAUUGGUUUCAUCGUGCUGGCUGUUCUUCUUCUUGUCAGUGACCACUGCAUAUUCAACGGUUUCCUGGUGGUCACCUGUUACGUCUCCUCUCUGUUCACGCUGGCUGGGAUCUCCUUCAACCGUUACAUUCGGGUGUGCCACAACUCUCUUUACCAAAACUAUAUGACCAAACGCACUACGCUUGGCUUGUGUGCGGGGGUAUGGCUCGUGUCAGGCUCGGUGGGAGCCGCCCCCCUGUUGGGCUGGGGCCACUACGCCUAUGACGUGAAGACCCACUACUGUGGCUACGACAGGACGGCCAGUAUCAGCUACACGGCCCUCAUAUCUGUCGGGACGAUCGCCCUGCCAGCAACUGCUGUCUGCUACUUUAAUUUUUCCAUAUUCAGGUACGUGAAAGCCGCCAAUAUGAAGCUCGAGCGAUGGAAACAGAGCCAAAAGUCGACCUCCACCACGGAAGAAAGUGAUGGUUUCUCCGUCGGACAUGACAGCGGCUACAGUGCGACAAAAAUCGAGAAAAGUCGAAACUGUACUCAAACUGACGAAACAGCUACUGCUGGGGAUGGUACUUCGGACAAGUCACUCAGGGGAGGAGAAGGUUGUCAUGGUGAAGUGCGGCGGGGUAGUGCGCGUCAUGGCGCGCACAGAAAACUCAAACCAGUUCGAAUACAGGACGAUAUAGAGUCCACAGACUCGGACGAAGGUGAUUCAGCAGCUGAGUGUUUGGGUUCUCAUUCUAGAACGUUAGGAAACUCCAGUCAAGAAAAAUCAGAAUCACUGUCCCGGCAACAAAAAAGUCAGCCGCGAUGUUCUUUUGAACUGGCUGAAAUAAUAUCACAUGAUUUGAUAAUAGGGAACUCACUGAGCACAUACAACCGUCUCAACAGCAGCGAUACAACGAGGGAUAAUAUUGAAGUCAAAUGUGUCGAAGAGCAUCAGUCUAAAGCUGCUACAGCAGCAAGCGUGAGAGAGGCUGAAGACGCUGAGAGCAGGCUACAGAGUGACAUUGACAAGAAGAACUUCGUUGCUCAUGAAAAGUUUCAAAAUGAAACUGUUGUUGAAAAUAAUAUUAACAAUUCUACAAAGUUCACACAUGAGAACUCUUGUGAAAGUAGUGACGUGAGACACAGAGACGUCGGGCCUCGGUUGAACACGAUAAAUGUCCGCCCAGUAAAUACUGGAGACUCAGACGACAGCGGACUGGAAAAACCCGAAAUCGACUGUUCUGAGAGACAGUCUGAAAUCAAAGAAAUUGAACAUGUCGAGAAACGUGAUACAAACACGUCCAUCGAUACAUCGCAUAAAAUUAACUCAAAGAAUGAUGAUAUGGAGACUAUACAUAUAAACGACGAAGAGCAAGGAGGUUUGCAGGGCAGGAAAAAAGAAAUUGACCCAGCUGAGGGAUUAUCGUCAUUGCAAGGGGGUAAGGUCUCCCCACGUAGACCCAAAAUGAUGGGAACAGUGAGGAGUAGGGACCGGAGUCAGCUUUUAGCCAGUGGUGCUCGCAGACCUCGAACGCUCAAAAUUAUCUCCCCCUGGUCACGCAAACAAAAACGAAUCAACGAACUGCUGGAUACGUCGGGGACUUCCACAAGCCAGGGACAUAACCGUCAAAUCGAGAUCCAAACGACCCAGAGCUUGGGGUCCAGAAGACAUUUGGACGUGCCCAGGACUCAUCCGAAAAGACCUGUCUCCAAGCGUGAGCUGAACAUGAUCAAAACGCUAUUCCUCGUGUUCGUUUGUUUGUCAGUUUUCAUGUCGCCUUACAUGGUCUCCGUCAUUUUGGAUACGGAGAACAAGUGGCCAGCCUACAUCCAUCUCAGUUGUUCGGAAAUUGCUGUAGUGAACAACGCCGUGAAUUGGAUACUAUACGGACUCAUGAACAGGAACUUUCGUGCUGGUUACAGAAGUGUUCUCUCUUGGCUUUGCCCAAUUAGAACUCGGUUUGUCACUCUGAACCUUUCGAAAGAUUGAAAGUACCGCCAGUACAAUACAGCUUUUCAAAAGUAAAGUUUAUUUUAUUUCGCACUUUAUUGUGUGCACCUUCGUGACAGAAUCAGAGCAGGUAACAUCUGGGAUAGAAAACUUUGUACGCCGUAGGAUACCCGGCUGAGAGAGAAGGAACAUUCGAGAACAGGCGAGAACGAUUCAGACCUCACUAAGAUUUAACCCCCUGACAUGGCGUUGGUGGCCUGGUGGCUAGGCUCUCGGACUUGCAAACGUAAGGUUGUGGGUUCCAAUCCAGUCAGGAGCCCUACGAUGUCUCCUUGGGAAAGGCACUUUCCACAAAUGUCCUCACUUCACCGAGGUGGGAAUAGGUAACCAGCUAUGGACAGUGAAAGAUCUUAUUAGUUUGUUAAUAUUUGAGCUCGUGUAAUCCACAGCUGAGACUGUAUGUUUCCCGGGAAGCCGGGAAUGUUUCUGAAUAUUUUAAUUUUAGUUUCUGUUGAAGGUAAAAAUAGAUUGUAAAACGAACAGACCAUGCUGUAGAGCGGUGAUAUGCGCUAUA